Molecule: messenger RNA, 1111 nt
Organism: Trifolium pratense (red clover)
Lineage: Eukaryota; Viridiplantae; Streptophyta; Magnoliopsida; Fabales; Fabaceae
Product: beta-carotene isomerase D27, chloroplastic
Exons: 8
Coding region: 20-808 (262 amino acids)
Molecular function (GO): iron ion binding
Source: RefSeq, a predicted model, not a curated record
GUUACGGUUAGGGAGAAAAAUGAAGGCGUUAGUUAUUGGUGGUGUUCCAAUGCUUAGUUGUUCCAGUGGAAUUGGUAAUCGUCGAUUUUGUGUUUCGUGUUCUUCUACUUCGUCUUCAUCGGGACCCAAAACGGUGGGAGUUGAAUUAGCUACGAAGAGUGAAUACAAGCCUGGGGUGGUUGAUGAUUUGUUCCUCAAUUUGUUCCGCAACAAAUUGGUACAGGAGGUGGGAUGGGACUCAAAGAAAGCUGGAUAUGAUGGACUAAUUGAAGUUGCAAACCGUCUAAUGAUGAAGGGCACAACAAAUUCCGAUACCAUAGAAGCUACAGUACGAAUUUUAAGGUCUCUGUUUCCUCCAUUCCUUUUAGAGCUUUAUAAAAUGAUCAUAGCUCCCAUAGGAGGAGGCAAAGUUGCCGCUAUAAUGGUUGCAAGGGUUACUGCACUUACUUGUCAAUGGCUCAUGGGACCCUGCAAAGUCAAUUCUGUAGACCUACCGGAUGGAACCUCAUGCAAUAGUGGGGUGUAUGUUGAAAGAUGCAAGUAUCUCGAGGAAAGCAAGUGUGUUGGUAUCUGCCUCAACACCUGUAAGUUUCCAACACAGACCUUCUUCAAGGAUCAUAUGGGAGUUCCAUUACUUAUGGAGCCCAACUUUGCCGAUUACAGUUGUCAGUUUAAAUUUGGAGUUCUUGCCCCACUGCCUGAAGAUGACACCGUCCUGAAGGAGCCUUGCUUGGAAGCAUGUCCAAAUGCUUCCCAAAGAAGAAUGACUGGCAGAAAUGUUGGUGUCACUGCUUGCCCAAAGACAUGAACAUGAACAUAUUUUUCUUGAGCUUAAAGCUUUGAGAACAUUUAAGUACACUUUUUAUAACCUCUUGCACAAUUCUAGCCCCAGCUUGUGGUUGAAGAUGGAAAUGAAGACAGGAAUUUUCCUCAUAACUAUAAUUCAUUUUCGACUAUUAAGGUCACAUUUGAGAUUAUUAAUACAACUCAUCUUUGUAAAUAUAUAGUUAAUACUUUUGACUUGUUUGUAUAUCAUGAAUGUUUUGCCCGAAUGAAUACACCGAUAACAUCGGAAUUGCAGUUUAUCAAUAUUGAAACAAGUAUGUAUCUA